UGGAGAGUGUAUCUGAACCUAUAAGGUUGUUUCCUAUUUGAUUUGAAUGACAACCAUUUCGAGCCCAUCAAUGUCAUUAUGUGACCUUGAUAAGAAAGCAGAUCAAAAUGCUUUAUUUAUUUUUUUUCAUGUGAGGGAUGGAUCGCAAAUUCCAGCACCAAAGGCUGACCUUUUCGUUGUCAUUUUUGGGAUGUCCAAGGACAAGAAGGAUCUGAUUUUGAAGCCCAUCAAAAGGGAUACAAAUUCUAAUAUAAUAUGUUGGAUGUUUUGCCUACCAAAAGGAGACAUCAUUACUGAAGUGAUUUUGUUCAGUGUAUCUUCAGGCAAUGGCCAGGAUGAGAUCGCCUCUGGAAUAACCAUAUUGGUUUCCAUCAAACUUUCAAAGUUUGCAUCGUCAGCAAUCCAGUAAAAUGUGCUUGCAGCAGACAUCUCUAUAAUACGAUUCGCGCACCAAAAGGUGCGAUGUCAUCAUGCCACGUCAGAAAAAAAA
This is a messenger RNA of Panicum virgatum (switchgrass), 490 nucleotides long. RefSeq lists its product as uncharacterized. The transcript is spliced from 4 exons. The coding region runs from base 47 to 409 and encodes 120 amino acids. The record is from RefSeq and is a predicted model, not a curated record. NCBI's taxonomy places the organism in Eukaryota, Viridiplantae, Streptophyta, Magnoliopsida, Poales, Poaceae.